Aspergillus wentii DTO 134E9 is the source of this 651-nucleotide messenger RNA. Its product is annotated as peptide-methionine (R)-S-oxide reductase. The transcript is spliced from 2 exons. Gene Ontology annotation, biological process: response to oxidative stress; protein repair. NCBI's taxonomy places the organism in Eukaryota, Fungi, Ascomycota, Eurotiomycetes, Eurotiales, Aspergillaceae. The record is from RefSeq and is a predicted model, not a curated record. Gene Ontology annotation, molecular function: peptide-methionine (R)-S-oxide reductase activity. The coding region runs from base 1 to 651 and encodes 216 amino acids.
AUGCGUUUCCAGCGCCUAACCACAGCUCUUCGAAUCUUCUCGACACCCCUCCGAUCCCGAACUUCAACCGCCAUCAAAACCUCUUCCAGAUAUUCUCGUUAUUUUAACAGAAUACCUCUCCCAAUCUCUGGCGCAACCCUUCUCAAAGCUGCCCCAGCUAUCCCAUUUAUGGGCUCAUUCUUCAGUUCCAGCGCCAACGCCGAAAACGCAAACAACAUGUCGUAUCCCGACCAGCGGAGUGAGGAUGAAUGGAGGGCUGUUUUGAGUCCUGAUCAAUUCCGCAUCCUCCGCCAGAAAGGCACUGAACGAGCCGGCACCGGCGAAUACGACGCCCACUACCCCUCGCAGGGCGUUUACACCUGCGCCGGCUGCAACGCGCCCCUCUACAAAGCAUCCCACAAAUUCAAGUCUGGCUGCGGCUGGCCUGCGUAUUUCGACUCCGUGCCUGGUGCUGUGACGAGACAUACGGAUAGCUCGUUUGGGAUGGAGCGGACGGAGAUUACGUGUAGUAACUGUGGGGGUCAUUUGGGACAUGUGUUUAAGGGAGAGGGGUAUCCGACGCCGACGGAUGAGAGGCAUUGUGUGAAUAGCGUGAGUUUGAAGUUUACGGAGGAUGAGGGUGCUGCUGGUGCAGCGAAGGCGAAGGCUUAG